AUGAGGAGGAAGCCCUUUUGUUGACGCGAGCACAUUCUUCACGUCUGGCGUUCACGAUAGCGCGCACGCACGCACCCACACACGCGCGCACGCACGCACCCACGCACAUGCGCGCGUGCGUGCGCGCAUGUGCGUGGGUGCGAGUGGCGACGCCUGUUCCUUGACGACCGGUUUUGUUGAUACUUUCGUCCCAGUGCCGGGAUGCAUCCGCUUCAAGUGCGCCGGGGUGGGUUGGAGGCAGAAUUUGCCCGCAGGGACAAUAACAGUAACCGUACUUCUCUCUCCGGGACAGGUAACAUUCAAAUUCUUGAUUCUUGACUUCACCGAAAGAACCAAGAAUAUUAAUCGCUGCAGUCACGAAUGCUUUGAAUCAAAAGCGUGAGUUGGCGCAGGUUCCCGGCUAACGUCGCCGCGUAGCUACAGAUGUCGGCCUUCCUGUCGCGGCCCCUGGGUCCCGGGUCCAGUUGGACUCCCGGCUCAGGGUCAUGGCCCGGCCCGACGGUCGGGGCUUCUCCUCCUCCACCGGACGAGCUCUUGGCGGCCGCGGUGGGAGACGUGGCGUGGAUGGAGCUGAGCCUUGUGAAGGCCGGGUCGCUUCUCCGGGAGGACGGACACGGCCUCACGGCGCUGCACGUGGCCGCGCUGCACUGCCGCCUGAGCUGCCUGCGUCGGCUACUGGAGCGCCACGGCGUCGACGUGGAGCUGGCGAGCUCCACGGGGUGGAGGGCCCUGCACCUGGCGUGCAACGCGCGCCGGGGCGCCCGGAGCGCCCUGGCGUGCGUGCGCUACCUGCUCACGAGAGGGGCCCGCGUCAACGCGCGCAACGAGGAUUCGGUGACUCCGCUGCACGUGGCCUCCAGCGAGGGGCUCCUGGGCUGCGUUCGGGCCCUGCUGGAAGCCGGAGCCGACCCCUCUGCCCGCGACCUUCGCCAGCACCGGCCAGUGGAACUGGCGAGACUGUGGGGCCACCGCAAGUGCACCAGGCUCCUCGCCAGCGUCAUGUGGAUGGACGAAAAGAACGAGGCCGCCACGGAGGACGUCGAGCUCCUGAAGAUGGGAAGACACUUCCUGGCAAAGGAGAAGCGACACUUUGCCAAAUGCGAGGAUGAACGCCAAUUCGUCAACGCGAUGUCCUUCCUGGGCUGGCUGGAGGACAAGCGACUUCCCGCACCCCCGGCCCCCCCACUCGCGCCUCCGGUCCCCGACUCCCGCCGACGCCGGGGGGGCCACGCACGCGGUCCGCAGCGGCGGGGGGGGCAGGGAGGCGGACAGCCCGGAGGGGGGCUGCCCGAGACGACGGCUCCGGCGAGACGAUCGCGGGACGCGCCGGGCCGCACCACCGGCACGAGGCUCCGGCCGGGCACCAACCUCCUGUGCACCGGGAGCGUGACCGCCCGCGGGGUCGCCGACGCGCUCCCGACCCUGACCCCGCGUGAGCCUUGGAACGUGAGCACCAACCCGAGCAGCGCCCCCCGUACGGACAUCGCGAGGCCGCCCGGGGGCGCGCCCGGCGUGUGGCCCGACGACGACGACGACGACGAUGACGACGGCGAUGACGACGGCGAUGACGACGAGGCGACGUCCAAGCCGGGGAAGGAACGCCACCGCGCUGGCGGAAAGCUCUCUCCGGGCAGCCGGCGAAGGUUCCGCACGUUCGUGCUCGACAGGGUAGCGGAGGAGGCCGAACGAGACUACGGUCGCGGCGACGACGAGGGCGACGGCAAUGAUGGUGGUGGUGGUGGUGAUGGUGGUGGUGGUGGUGGUGAUGGUGGUGGUGGUGGUUGCGGUCGGAGGGCCGAAGCGGUGCACCGCGCGUUGCAGGGUCGUGGCCGAAGGGUCCCAGCUUCUCGCCUCCGCGGGCCCCGGGACUUCACGGCUCGAGAGAGCGUGACGGAGCUGCCGAGGAAGCGGGGCCCCCGAGACGCCUCGCGGCUGCGUGGAGAGGUGGCCAUGCACCUGUGCCAGACGGCGCAGUCUGUGCUCUUCUUGGGCACGUGGAGCGAGCAACGAGAUGUGUGACGUGUCGCACGUGUGUGCACAUUAUCAGAUGCCCCCAUAAUCUGUUAUUAUUAGCGUCUGUUAUCUGUUAUCAUGUGUCGCGUUUGUGUGUGUGUUAUCAUAUGUCACGUUUGUAUGUG
This is a messenger RNA of Petromyzon marinus (sea lamprey), 2138 nucleotides long. RefSeq lists its product as uncharacterized. The record is from RefSeq and is a predicted model, not a curated record. Gene Ontology annotation, cellular component: spindle pole. Lineage: Eukaryota; Metazoa; Chordata; Hyperoartia; Petromyzontiformes; Petromyzontidae. Gene Ontology annotation, biological process: regulation of mitotic spindle organization; regulation of mitotic cytokinesis; positive regulation of microtubule polymerization. Gene Ontology annotation, molecular function: protein binding.